Molecule: messenger RNA, 2074 nt
Organism: Penaeus vannamei (Pacific white shrimp)
Lineage: Eukaryota; Metazoa; Arthropoda; Malacostraca; Decapoda; Penaeidae
Source: RefSeq, a predicted model, not a curated record
GAAAGGUCGCCGGUGGGUGUGAGGAAGAGGAGUAAGUGGGUACUUUGUGAGGCACAAGGCGUCGAGGUGGGCGUGGCACUUCAGGAGCAGGGCUGCGUCGGGGACAAAGUCAGCUGUGUGUCAAGAGGCAGGCGGACAAAGCGGACGAGCUAAAAACACCCUAAUCUUGGAAAGCGGAAGAACUGGCUUCGUUGGCGCGGACCUUAUCGCGCGGAGAUAAGAUAAGGUGGCGUUGCUCGACGUAUACCUGAGCCACCUUAUUCUGCCGGUAAGCACGAUGACGAGCGGACCUGAAGGCACCAACAGCGGCACCGCCUCCCCCAGCAGCCACGGAGACGGCUCCGCCGCCAGAAUCCCGGACUCGGUGACGGAGGCGCUGAAGGAGCUGCAGAAGCGCACGGGGUUCCCGAUCUCGCAGGAGAACGGGCAGCGCAGGUACGGCCCCCCGCCCUCGUGGGACGGCCUGCCGCCGCCCAAGGGCUGCGAGGUGUUCAUCGGCAAAAUCCCGCGCGACAUGUUCGAGGACGAGCUGGUGCCGGUGCUGGAGCGCGCCGGGAAGCUGUACGAGGUGCGCCUCAUGAUGGAGACGGCGAGCACCAACCGCGGCUACGGCUUCGUGCAGUUCACGACGCGCGAGGAGGCCGAGACCGCCCUGCGCAGCCUCAACAACCACGAGGUCAGGCCCAACCGCUUCCUGGGCGUCAUGCGCAGCGUGGACAACAACCGCCUGUUCGUGGGCGGCAUCCCCAAGAACCGGUCGCGCGAGGAGGUGCAGGAGGAGAUGCGGCGCGUGACGGAGGGCGUCGUCAAGAUCAUCCUGUACCCGUGCGUGAACGACCGCACCAAGAACCGCGGCUACGCCUUCGUCGAGUACGAGAGCCACAAGGCGGCCGCCAUGGCGCGAAGGAAGAUGUUCACGGGGCGCGUGCUGCUCUGGGGCAACACGGAGGUCAAGGUGGACUGGGCCGAACCCGAGCUCGGAACCUGGCCCUGUGCACGGCCGAAGAUGACCUAAGGAAGCUGUGCAGUAACAUCGUGAACGGCGUGGAAAGGGUCAAGAAGCAGAAGGACUAUGCGUUCGUUCACUUUGCCACCAGGGAGCAGGCGGAGGCGGUCAAGUCUGCCCUCAAUGGUCAUAUACUCCACGGCUGCGAACUUGAGAUAACAUGGGCCAAGCCAGUCAAGAACAGAGAGGAGUACCAGCAGAGAAAAGCCAUUGCAAGGUCCAUGGUUAGUGCAGGACAAGCUCGCACAGGUUUUCUUCCACACAUAACCCCAACUGGGGAACCGGUGAUCAUGCUGCCCAAGUGCGGAGGGCAGCAGGAGCCCAGGGCCUUCAGCACCAGCCACGAUCAGGGUCUUCACGCUCAGGAAUGUGGAUGUACCGAUCAUGGGUAUACAAUCACCAACAAUGUUUAUACCACAAGUGAAAAACCAGAAUGAGGUGAUUAUGCCGGGUACCCAACUGGCCCCACUCAUUUCCAGUCAGAGAGGAUGGCAAGCUCUCCAGAUGAGGUGCAGAACUUGGCUACGGAUGUCGUUUUAAAGCAAUUAGGUAUGCUGCAAACUCCAGUUCGUAACCAAACUGCUAAUGCAAGAAUGUUGCAGAAUGGUCAGGCUUACAGAGGUCCUCCACUUGCACCGCAAUAUUACAUGACCUCUCCAAUGAACAUGGCUCCUAUUAUCACACCUUCCAUACCUACACCAACCGCACAAAGCAUGGCAGUUACCCCUGGCACAUACCUGGUGCCCUCUCCUACUCUCGCUGGAUAUGAGAGCCUGAAUCCAUAUACUCUGCAAAGUGCUUAUUACCAGCAUGCUUUGAUGGGUCAGCAGGCGGGAAUUGCAACUCUAGAAAGGCCUCGAUAUAGUGCGACGGAAUAGAUUCUGGUGGAAUGUAAUGUAACUUGUAAUAGAAUAUUUAUUUACAUGGUUUUUAUUAUAAAAAAUGCUGUUUAUAAACCUAGUAUUAGCUGUUGAUAUAAAACAUUUUCAUAUUAAUGGAUAUUAAACAAUAGCUAUAUACUCAGGGAAAAAACAUCUGUUGUGUACAACUUAAAGUCUGGAAAAAAAA